CGGUGUUCGCUCUGAACCAGUUAGGUCGUGGGUUUCAUACAGUGUAAACUAAUACAAAUAUUAUUUCAAUGGAGCUUUGUGUCUGGUCGCUGAUUUUAAUUUUGACUUUGAGCAUACGUCUGCAGAGUGGAGGAGUUUUUGCCCAGGAUGAUUCAACAUGCCUAGCGAUGCUCGGAGGCAUUGACAUGACGAAGCACUGCUCGCAGACGAAAUCGAUCAACGGGUCUUUGGUCAUUUCCGUUUCAAGCCAUCAGUACAAGGUCAUACCGAAAUGCCAGAACUGCUCCGUUACCAUUGUUACCGCAGACGACAAUAAUUUGGUCGCCACGCUCUACAAACUUGGGACGGAGAUUUCAAACUCCUCUGCUGCUGAAUGCGAUAUAAACAGACUGGAUAUAUUUGACGGGAAUUCUUCGGAAAUUUCAAAGAUUUUAUCAGAUGAAGUUGGCAUCUGCGGCUGUAAACUUCCCGACAAUACUGUUUUCAAGUCGUCUGGUAACGCCAUCACGGUCCGUCUGCAGACGACAUGCGACCAGACGACACACGGCGAGCUGGAACUGGUAGUUACGUCAGUAAAAAGCGAACUGUUCAACCACACGGACUGCGCGGGCCAGUUCAAGUGCAAAACGAGCGGCGAAUGCGUGGACAAAUAUCUCGUCUGCGACGGAAAAGCCGGCUGCCGCGACGAAUCAGACGAGAACGACUGCAAGAUGAAAAACAUCACGUGCCUCGACAUGUUCACGUGCAAGAGCGGCCAGUGCAUAAACAAAAAUGGCGUAUGCGACGGCAAUGAUCAGUGUCACGACGGAUCCGACGAAAUCGGUUGCCAUAGAAUCAAGGCGAAUCUGGCGAUCAUUUUGCUCGGGGUCGCUGCAAUUAUUUGCCUGAUCAUGCUCUUCAUAACGAUUGCUGUCGGUUGCAAGUUCUACACUGCGCGCAAAUCCGAGUACAAGCAAUUUACAUAG
Molecule: messenger RNA, 965 nt
Organism: Dreissena polymorpha
Lineage: Eukaryota; Metazoa; Mollusca; Bivalvia; Myida; Dreissenidae
Product: sortilin-related receptor-like
Exons: 4
Coding region: 69-965 (298 amino acids)
Molecular function (GO): protein binding
Source: RefSeq, a predicted model, not a curated record